AUGGGGGGCAACCAGACUUCUGUCACAGAGUUCCUCCUAGUGGGAUUCCCACUCAGCCCAAGGAUGCAGUUGCUCCUGUUUGGGCUCUUCUCCGUGUUCUAUGCCUUCACCCUGCUGGGCAACGGGGUCAUCCUGGGGCUCAUCUCACUUGACUCCCGACUGCACACCCCCAUGUACUUCUUCCUCUCCAACCUGGCCACUGUGGACAUAGCCUAUGCCUGCAACACAGUGCCCCAGAUGCUGGUCAACCUCCUGAACCCAGCCCAGCCCAUCUCCUUUGCUGGCUGCAUAAUCCAGACCUUUCUCUUCUUGAUUUUUGCUGCCACCGAAUGUCUUCUCCUGGUGGUGAUGUCCUUCGACAGGUAUGUGGCCAUCUGCCUGCCCCUUCGGUAUUCUACCAUCAUGAGCUGGAGAGUCUGCAUCACCCUGGCAGUAACAUCCUGGACUGUCGGAGUCCUCCCAGCCCUAGUACAUUUGGUGAUGCUAUUACCAUUGCCCUUCUGUGGUCCUCAUGAAGUCAACCACUUCUUCUGUGAGAUCCUGUCUGUCCUCAAGCUGGCCUGUGCUGACACUGGGCUCAACCAGCUUGUCAUCUUUGCUGCCUGUGUGUUUAUCUUAGUGGGGCCCCUGUGCUUGGUGCUGGUCUCCUACAUACACAUCCUCUUUGCCAUCCUGAGGAUCCAGUCUGGGGAGGGCCGCAGGAAGGCCUUCUCCACCUGCUCCUCCCACCUCUGUGUGGUCGGGCUCUUCUUCGGCUUUGCCAUGGUGGUUUAUAUGGUCCCUGACUCCAAUCAACGAGAGGAGAAGGAGAAAAUUCUGGCCCUGUUUUACAAUCUCUUUAACCCAAUGCUGAACCCACUCAUCUACAGCCCGAGGAAUGCUCAGGUGAAAGACGCCUUGUGUAGGGCACUAAAGGUGAGGUCCACAUGA
This is a messenger RNA of Artibeus jamaicensis (Jamaican fruit-eating bat), 930 nucleotides long. RefSeq names its product olfactory receptor 2A1/2A42-like. Gene Ontology annotation, molecular function: olfactory receptor activity; G protein-coupled receptor activity. Bases 1 to 930 code for a protein of 309 amino acids. Gene Ontology annotation, biological process: G protein-coupled receptor signaling pathway. The record is from RefSeq and is a predicted model, not a curated record. NCBI's taxonomy places the organism in Eukaryota, Metazoa, Chordata, Mammalia, Chiroptera, Phyllostomidae. The transcript has 2 exons. Gene Ontology annotation, cellular component: membrane.